Siniperca chuatsi (mandarin fish) is the source of this 3967-nucleotide messenger RNA. RefSeq names its product mitoguardin 1 (gene miga1). The transcript is spliced from 16 exons. Bases 207 to 1985 code for a protein of 592 amino acids. Gene Ontology annotation, biological process: mitochondrial fusion. Lineage: Eukaryota; Metazoa; Chordata; Actinopteri; Centrarchiformes; Sinipercidae. The record is from RefSeq and is a predicted model, not a curated record.
GGUGACAGGGAGCAUGCUUUUAUUUUGAAAGUCACGCUAGCUGGGCGCGUGCUGCUGAGGCUCGAGUCCUUCACUCCGCAGCAGCUGAGGUCAACCGGAGAACCGGGAGAAGUACCGGGAGCAGACCCUGCGGAGGAAACCUCAAAAUCUCCAGCAGAAUGGUGAUGAGGAUAAGAGAGUUGCCAAGUCAUGGAUAGAUCGCCACAAUGACACAUGAGACCCUCACAAGCUCCCAGCUGUCUGUCAAGGCUGCUGCCCUGCGCAUGGUCGACCUACCGCUCUCCGUGUACAGCUCUCUGGCACAGGUGAGUGUCAGCACAGGCACCAAGAAGCUGGUGGCAGCCACUGCCUUCGGUACUGCCUCGCUCCUCUUCCUUGCACACCGUUUCCAGAGGAGGAAGGGCAGAAAGAAGGCUCACUCACCUCAGUGGGAGCAGGCUGGCUUUGAGUUUUUCUCCCCGGCCUCAGCAGAGAACGAUAACACCAGUCAAAACAUCACUCUUUCCCUCAACUCCAAGAAUGGCUACUCCUCCGGUCUGGUUCUCGCUACAGGAGACUACAGAAAACUGUCUGGGUCUCUGCUGAGCCUGGCCUCGGUAAAAAGCAUAAACUCCUCCUCCAGCAGCACCUGCGCAAAUGAAUCCACCUGUUGGGACAGAGUGGCAGAAGCUGAUGUCUGUAGUGUGGUCAACUUACCUGUCACCACACCUGAAAACCUGUACCUUAUGGGUAUGGAUUUAUUUGAGGAGGCUCUAAGGCGGUGGGAGGAAGCGUUGACAUUCAGGAGCAGGCAAUGCGAGGACGAUGCCAGCUGUGCAUCCGUCAAAACGGGAGCUGGAGACGCCAUCGCUGAGCAGAGCAUGGAGGACGUCAUCAGUACAGAGUUCAUCCACAGGCUGAAGUCUCUGCUGCAGAGGGCUUACAGCCUCCAGGAGGAAUUUGAGGGAGUGUUGUGCAUGUCAGAGCCCUCAUCCAACAGCAACAGCCAGGAUAAAAUGGCAGACAUUUUGGCCAGAGAGGAGCUGGAUGAUGCCUGUCUGAGAGACAGCAUCAGCAUUGCCUCCACUGACUCAUUUGUGUCUGCUGCUGAGCUGUCGGAGCACAGAGAGCUGAGGAGCGUCUUCGCUCUGGGUCAUCACCCUUUCUACGAGGAGGCGCUGCAGAUGGCCGAGGACGGCAAGAUCUCCUGCAGGGUGCUGCGGACUGAGAUGCUGGAGUGUCUUGGGGACGUAGAUUUCCUGGCCAAGUUGCACUGUGUGCGGCAGGCAUGUCAGCUCAUUUUGUGCGAGAGAACGACCAGGAUGUUUCUGGCCGACACGGGAAAGAAAAUACUGUCUUCAAUUAUUGUUAAAGCACAGAAGAGCCCAAAGAGAUUCGAGGAAGAGUUUGAGGAGAUGAUUUCCUUCCUGGAGCACACAGAGCACUGGGAAAACACAGAGGUGGAGCUGGCCACACGAGGGGUGAAGCACUUGAACUUCUAUGAUAUAGUGCUGGACUUCAUCCUGAUGGACUCAUUUGAGGACUUGGAGAAUCCACCAAUCUCCAUCCAGAACGUGAUCAACAACCGCUGGCUCAACAGCUCCUUCAAGGAGACGGCGGUGGCAUCUAGCUGUUGGUCAGUGAUGAAGCAGAAGAGACAGCACAUGAAGGUGCCUGACGGCUUCAUCGCCCAUUUCUACGCCGUGUGUGAACAGAUCAGCCCCGUUCUGGCCUGGGGCUUCCUGGGGCCCAAGAGCUCCCUGCAUGACUUCUGCUGCUUCUUCAAGGAUCAGGUGCUGUACUUCCUAAAGGACAUUUUUGACCUGGACAAAGUGCGUUACUCUUGUGUGGAGAGUCUAGCAGAGGACAUGCUCCACCUGCUGCACCGGCGCUCUGAACUGUUGCUGGCGUACCUGGGAGCCGACUCCCUGCGGCACGUCAACGGCUGCAAUCUCCCACAGGUGCAGCUGGUGCCCAGCGCCAUGCUGGAGGCGCGAGGGCAGUGAGACCGACCCCGGGGUCGUCAGACACUACACACAUGGAAACCUCAGCAUUUAUUCUAGGGUGAGUUCACAUCAACUGUUGGACCAAUCACAUCUCCCAUCAUGCUGUGCGUCCGUGGGUCAAUAUAAACCGUACAAGCUGUCUGCCUUCACACUUGAUCAUUAUCGCCUCUCACCAGGCCCUUUUCACUGUGCCGUGGCAGUGCACGUUAGUUUUAAACAAUCAUAGCAAUAUCUGUAAUUUAAACUUGCUGUGAGACUGGCAUUAAUUCUCUUGCAGUAGAUAACACGCUGUGUAAAUUAAGGCAUAUUUAUUGCUGUUAAAGAGCAAUUUGUGUGAAGAGAAAGGAGGUAUUUUACAGUAUUUAUUUUACUAUACAGCUAAAUUUAUUUUUUAGAAGUUGUAGUUUUACCUGUAUGCAUCAAUGGAUUUGUGAUUAGCUUCAAACAUGCAGUAGUAUAAAUACCAAUGUUGUAUAAUAAACUUUAUCAGAUAGAUUUAUUAAAUGUAUUUCCACACCCCAAUGAGCAUCAGCAAUACAAAACCAUUUAAUGUACUUUGUGUUGUUGUUGGAAGCACAUGUUGUACAGGGAAAUCGUUGAACAAAGAGACUUGGUUUGAGAAAUAGAAAAUGUGUUGACUGGAGUCAUUGGGUCAGACUUGCUCUGUCAUUACAUUUAGUUACUUAAAAGGUGAAGUUGUUUUUGUUUUUGGCACCAAGACUCACAAACCUUCAUGCAAUAUUUAAAAUGAAAAGGCCCUUAAUCCCAUCAGAUACAGGAAAUAAAAAAUUAUACAUCACUAUUGCAUAAUCCUACAGCCGUUAAACAAGUUGUGCCACUCACUGACGGGCAAACACGCAAGAAGCCUUACUGUCACUGCACAUAUUCAAGCCUCGUCUUCAUCACUGAAAGUCAGUCUGAAAAACACUACAAUACAAACUGUCUGCUCUGCUGAUCCGUCACUGCCAUGUACAGAACACGCACAACAUGAAAGCUGUGAGCAGCGGAGUUACUGCAGGAAUAAACCCGCGUUGAAGAAGAGUUGAUUCCAAAAUGCCAGAUACAUGUUUUAGGAGUGGUUGUCAGCCGAUUUUUGCAGGAUUUUCCUCUUAAAAGAAUACGUUCAGUUUUUCAGGUGUAUCUCAAAACAACCAACAUGUCCUAUUAAAGAGUUACUGGUCACUAAUCAUUCCUCCUGCCCAUCAGUCUUCCUAAAGUGAUUAAAAAUCAGUGGUGAAAAGUAACUAAGUACAUUUACUCAAGUACAAGUUAGAGGUAGUUAAGUAUUUCCAUUUUCUGCUACUUUAUACUUCUACUCCACCACAAUUGAUGAGGGAAAUAUUGUACUUUUUACAUUUGAUACUUUAAGAUUAAUACUACAAUAUAAUUAAAUAAAUUAUGGUGCAUUAUUAUAAAGUCUUUAUUGAUCCAUUGGUGAAAUUGACAUGCUACCCAGCCGUAUAUAUAGAAAAAAAAAAAAAACUUUAACAGCUGCAACAGUAAAGUGAUGCACACGUCAGUAAUUAAAAUUCAAUAAUAUCAUUAUUCUGAAAUAGGCCAUUCUGCAUAAAUACUUUGAUCCUAACACUUGAGCAGCAGCAGAGACUUGGCUUGGGAACUUGGCAGCCGGUUCAAGUACCGUGGGCUCUGGUAACUGUACUGGGCCACUUUACAGACUUUCUAUAGACCAAAAUAAUCAAGAAAAAGAAAGGGCGGAUUAAUGGAAAUUGUUAGUUGCUGAUCUAGUUCUUACACAUUAAACUUAAGACUGCUGAAGCCUCAUUUCUUUAGUUGGAAUCACAUUAGAAAUUAACUGUUUCAGGCUCUGUAUAACCAGGAGGAAUGAUAGAACAAAAAGAAAUUCAAUGUUUGACUGACAGUAUUGUUUUAAGACUAACUUUAAGGUGGAUCUUAUUUUUGCAACAGAUGGAUUUUUUAAUUUGAGUUUGUUUAAUUUGAGCAAAUAAAGACUGAUGAAAGUG